Messenger RNA from Anastrepha obliqua, 1734 nucleotides. RefSeq names its product pickpocket protein 11-like. Gene Ontology annotation, molecular function: ligand-gated sodium channel activity. Gene Ontology annotation, cellular component: membrane. Gene Ontology annotation, biological process: sodium ion transmembrane transport. The record is from RefSeq and is a predicted model, not a curated record. Bases 1 to 1734 code for a protein of 577 amino acids. NCBI's taxonomy places the organism in Eukaryota, Metazoa, Arthropoda, Insecta, Diptera, Tephritidae. The transcript has 6 exons.
AUGUUAGCAAAAAAAUCAGCAGCAGUGCAACCGCAAAAUAAAACUGAUCCCAUAUAUUAUAUAAUUUUUGAUGAUUAUUUAAAACCGAAAAAAACUCAAGAAUUCUCACAAUUUAAUGGAGUGCAUUCACAGGACGUCGACUUAAAGUCAAGUAUACGUGAACGAUGGCGUCUUCUGAAGGAGAAACAAACAAUGAAACGAGUAUUAAAAGUGAAGCCAGUGAAUAGUGUAAAAGCAAACAAUUGUAGGCCAAAGACUGAUUUCGAAAUCUACUGUGAGGUGACAAGUUUACACGGUUUUAGCAACUUCUUGGGCGCCUCAACAUGGCAACGCAUUUUUUGGUAUUUCAUUUUGUGCGUUAUGAUUGUGAUGUCUAUAACGCUUUUGAUGCAGUCAGUAAAUUUGAAUGCCGAUGAUCCAACUAUUUUAUAUGUGGAAACUACAACAGCCACUGUUUGGGGUUCAUCCUUCCCAGCUGUUGCGCUAUGUAAUUUUAAUCGCAUUUCGGAGAAGAAUCUUAAUGAACUGCUAAAUAAAGACUUUAGCCCUGAAGCAGCUGAGCAAUUACGUCCGCAUGUUCGAUCCUUUCUAUACAGCACAUUGCCCGUAGAUGCCAAGUCUACUGACCAUCGUUUAAUGCAAACGAUUUUGAACAACGAAAACUAUACAGUCUACGAAUUUUUAAGAAAAAUUUCUCCAGAUUGUGAGAGUCAACUACUGAGGUGCAAAUUACAUGGUCAGAUCCGUCGGUGUAAUCGUCUUUUUCAACGCGUACCUACUCAGCAUGGCUUUUGCUGUUUAUUCAAUUAUGAGGCGGUCAUCAACAAAUAUAAAUCAAAGGAAAAUUUGAAAAAACACACGAAUAUGUAUGGCCAAAAAUGGGGUCUAACAGUGCUGAUCGAUCCGCAGGCAGACGACUACUACGCCUCAGAACAUAAAUUGGCUGGCUAUGAGAUAUUUGCUCUAGCGCCUUUCGAAUAUGUUGCGCUGAAUUCGCAACAUCAGAAGGCAUUCGUUCGCGAUAAUAUCCAUAUCCAUCUCACACCAUUGGUCACUUAUGCCACAAAAUAUGUCGGAGGGUACGCUUUGAAGCAGCGUCGUUGCUAUAUGCCUGAUGAAUAUAAAUUGAUCACAUUUUCGAAAUACACACAAACAAAUUGCUUUGCCGAGUGUCGCAGCAAAAAAAUGUUGCAGCUUUGUGGAUGUGUGCCACCAUUAUGGCCACGUGCGGCCAAUUGGGCCAUUUGCACAUUGACGAACGCGAGCUGUGUCGUCGCUAAUGCUGAUAAAUUCACGGAAAUGUUAUUAAAUAGCAGUAUGGACUAUAAAACCAAUCCCAAUGCCGAAGAAUACAUUUGCGACUGUUAUCCGAGGUGUAGCUUCACGAGAUACAAAACACAAUUCGAUACAAUUACUUUGGAUAGGAAUUAUUCUAUGAAUGAACUGGAGUUCUACCGCGGUAUUGAAUUGAAAGAUCAUAUAGUGGUACAUCUCUUCUACGCGAAUAUGUCUGGUGACCGCUUUCGACUGGAUGUCUACAAUAGUUGGCUUACGUAUUUCGGCAUUUUUGGUGGAAUAACCAGUUUGUACAUGGGUUAUAGCUUCAUUUCCGGGUUUGAAAUAAUUUUCUUUAUUUUCGUGCGGCCAAUGUGCAAUUGGCUCACGCGAAGGACAAAUCAACAUCAAACCGAACAGAAAAGGAAUAACAUUGGGCGGAGAAAUAACAAAAUAUAA